AUGUCAUGUCCCAACAGCGCGGCUCCCAACGCCUUCCUGAUGGAGCCCCUGGGCCGCGCCGAGAAUUUCCCGUCCGGCCCGGGGCUCUUCGGCCCGCCCGGAGAAUUCGGGGCCCUGCGGAGCUGCGGGGCCCUCCCGAAGCGCGACGAGGCCUCGCUGGGCUCCUUCCCGUCCUACCUGGCCCAGCUGGACGCGUGGGCCGAGCCCAAGAGCGCGUUCCGGCCGGAGCAAGCCCGGCCCAGCUGCUCCUUCCCGGCCGUCAAGGAGGAGAGCGGCUGCUGCCUCUUCGGGACGGACAAACGGCGCAAGGAGCCGCCCGAGGCCGCGCUCUUCCCCGAGCCCUGCGGCACCGAGCUGCCCGUGCCCGGUUUUUAUCGCUUCCCCUCGCUGGAGAAAAGCCCCGAGGAGUUCCCGGCGCCGUUCCCGAGCCGCGGGGAGCAGCUGGAAGCGGCCCCGCCGCCGCCUCCCCCCGAGCGGGGAUCGCCGCAAUUCCGGGCCAAUCUCCCCGAAAACGCCGGAGCGGAGCGGCCGCAGCCGCCGCCGGGGGAAAUCAAACGGGAAAAAACGAAAUCGAGCGCGGGAGAGGCGGAGAAGGAGCGGGGUAAAAGCACCGACACCGGCAGCACCGAUAACUCGGACAGCGAGGCCAAAGAGCAGCCCCAGGCCGAGGGCCCCGCCGGGACGUGGCUGAGCGCUCGCUCCGGGAGGAAGAAGCGCUGUCCCUACACCAAGCACCAGACGCUGGAGCUGGAGAAGGAGUUCCUGUUCAACAUGUACCUGACCCGCGAGCGCCGCCUGGAGAUCAGCCGCAGCAUCGCCCUCACCGACCGCCAGGUCAAGAUCUGGUUCCAGAACCGCCGCAUGAAGCUGAAGAAGAUGAACCGGGAGAACCGGAUCCGCGAACUCUCCUCCAGCUUCAGCUUCAGCUGAGCGCGCCCCG
Molecule: messenger RNA, 940 nt
Organism: Poecile atricapillus (Black-capped chickadee)
Lineage: Eukaryota; Metazoa; Chordata; Aves; Passeriformes; Paridae
Gene: HOXC10
Product: homeobox C10
Exons: 2
Coding region: 1-930 (309 amino acids)
Biological process (GO): regulation of transcription by RNA polymerase II
Cellular component (GO): nucleus
Molecular function (GO): DNA-binding transcription factor activity, RNA polymerase II-specific; RNA polymerase II cis-regulatory region sequence-specific DNA binding
Source: RefSeq, a predicted model, not a curated record